AUGCCUUCUAUCCCUCAAAGAUCCUGCCUUGAUGAGGACAUCUGGUUCACAGAGUUCAACAACUGGGCCGAAAACAACCCAUGCCUUGUCGACUCUCUUCACCCCGAAUACCUGAAGCCCAUCCUCGACGCCACUAGUCCACACAACAUCGAACAUAAAUUGUUUACACUGGCCUCUAUCUAUCGUUUCAUCGACUCUGAUGCCGCCGCUGCUGAGGGUCUGAAGGAUUUCAUCGAGCUGCUCGAGCUCGAGAUUGAUUAUCUUGAUACCUCUCUCGGUAAGUGGAUCGCCGAGUUUCCCUUCCUUUCAACCAAACUUGUUGACCAGUAUUUGCAGCUCCAGAAACAUGCUCGUAAUACUACCGACAAUGAUGCAAAAAUCUGCGCAGCCAUGACCUGGUCGUCUCACUUCCCCGCUGGCUUUCAACACAUGCUUCGUGUUCGUGCCGUUCACAAAAGCAGAAUCAAUGUCCUGACUGCGAAACGCAAUAUGCUCAUCUCCGGCCGUCUGACUUACAGCGAGUGUGACAUAAUGGAGUUGAUUAGGUGGGAUGAUGUUUGCCACGGCUAUGGUUAUGAGCGUACGCCCACAAUGGGAGGUCUUGCUGACUUUCAUCCACCAUCGUUGACCAAAUGUCCUCCAAAAAAGGCUCUUGACUACGUUCGAUCCAACGCUUUCAUUCGAAAUGUGCGUCGUCGUACGGCUCUCUCGAGACUUUCAUCAAACCUGGGAGGUCUUAGUGACUUCUUCGCCCCUGCUUACGUCGAUGCUUAUUAUCACAGCUUCGCCAAAUGGUUGACUUCUAUUCUUCCCGAUCUCUACAAAACUAACCCCAAAUACGCAGCCCAAUGGAUUGAUGUCGGCAACAAGCUCAAAGCUAUGCACCAUCGUUGGACCGCUGAAGCUGAGUACCAGGGCCCUCGUUAUCUGAUCACCAAAGACGCAUGCUUCUCAAUGUCGAGAGACCAUACGAGCGUGCGUCGUGAGGCUGGUCAUUUCACACUCCCUACAAGACAUACACCCAUCUGCGUUGACCUUGAGUAA
Messenger RNA from Aureobasidium namibiae CBS 147.97, 1044 nucleotides. RefSeq lists its product as uncharacterized. The record is from RefSeq and is a predicted model, not a curated record. The transcript has a single exon. Lineage: Eukaryota; Fungi; Ascomycota; Dothideomycetes; Dothideales; Saccotheciaceae. Bases 1 to 1044 code for a protein of 347 amino acids.